CUCAGGAAAAAAAAAAUCAUUUUUGAAGACAAUCCCCUCACACAUUCCCACAGAUUAAUUAUAUAUUUUUAAAUUCACAGAUCAAGGCGAUCUUAGGACACAACGAUUUUUAUUUUUUAUUUUUCACCUGAACGGAGGGAUUUGAAACAGAUUAGGAGGGUUAAUGGAUCGAUAUGAUCAACUGGAUCUGGACUUGGAGUGCGAAGAUGGAGGAUCUGUCGCUCAUAAAACGAUGUUGUUCGGUGGGGUUUUCAGGAAAUCAUCCAAGACUGCACAACCAUCAGCAAAAGCACAGGAGACUUCAAUUUCCUCACAUCACCCCGAAUUAUCUGCCAGUAGUGACAGCUUAAAAGAGAAUAAACCAUCAAAGGAUAAAUCAGGAAUGUUUGGUGGAAUACUGAGGCGGUUGCCCCGACCAGGACACACCCGCAGGCCGUCUCAGGAUCUCCUGGACUUUUCAGCUGAUGAUGAAAACCAUUCUGAAAGCAACAACACGAAGGAGGCAGCACUGAAGGAAGAUUUGUCUGUACAAAGCGAGCUCUCAAAAAGCAACGACAGUCUUUCCAAGACAAAAGAGUCAAGCGGGUUUGGUGCCAUCUUUAAAAACCCUUUUGGAGCAAGAGCGCCAUCUCAGGAGGAUCUAACAGCAGCCAGUGAGGUUUCUGAAAGCAGUGAGAAUCUGUCUGAAAAUCACACAAAGGAAAAAGGAUUCUUUGGUGGCAUGUUCAAGAAAAAAGUCGCAAGGUCUCGGGAUGAUUUAUCUGUGGAUGAGGAACUAUUGGCCAGCAAUGAUCAUCUCUCAGAGAAACCUUCAAAGGGUGGAGUAGCGGCGAAGAUCCUGAAGAAUCCCUUCACCUCGUUGGCUCAGAAAAAGGAAAAAUCAGAAAACGUUGGAGAUCCAGAUGAAAUCAGCUCUACUGCACCGAAACCUAAAACUGAAAAAAGUGGUUUCAGUGCGGUGAUGAAGAGCACCUUCUACAGCGAGAAACAGAAGGACACAGAGGACGCGGAGACUUCUGCGGAGACCGGGAAGCAGUCGGAAAACAAGGCGGAUCUGGUCAAGAGUAAUUUGAUCCAGACAGAAAGGAAGGAAAAGGGUGAAACUCCUCCAGUCCUGCGCAGACCAAGAGCAGAGGCAAUGAGGACGACAUCCAUGCAUGAGAUGGAAAAACCAAAACCAGAGGAGAAGAAGGAAAAACUCCCUCGAGAGAAGAAGGGAAAAUCUUUGGACCCUCCCGUCGUCCCACCCAGACCGUCAGACGAGGAAAUGAGCAAAACUGUCAGACAUGGCAAGAAAGACAAGCAAGAGAGCCAAUCAGGAGAUGGAGCCAACGGAGAAGAAUCAAAUGGGACCAAAGACAAACCAGCCAAGGUAAAAAAACAGAAGGAUAAUCAUGGACUCAUGCCACAAAUUGGAUUCAAGGCUGAGUCUGAUGAAGGUAUGAAAGAUGAAGAGUCUUUACCCAAAGAGGAAGAUAAAGAUGAGGACAAAGAGAAACCAGAAAAGUCCAAAGUGAAAACGCUAAAGAAACGCAAUCCCUUUAUGCCCCGGGUCAAGGGUGCGUCUGACGAUGAAGGGCUGAAGGAUGAAGAUGAGUCAUCGUCUAAAGAGGAAAUUAAAGAUGAUGACAAGGAAAAACCAGAAAAGGCUGCAUCUGACGAUGAGGGACUAAAAGACGAAGAACAGUCUUCAAUUAAAGAAGAUGGGGACAAGGAGAACAAGCCCAAAGUCAAAAAACCAAAGAAGCCCAACCCUUUCAUGCCUCGGAUGAAGGCCAAAGUCAUUCAGAAGAACAGACCAGAUGGAGCUGCAGCAGAGAAUGAAGAACCCCAAAGGUCUUUGUUUGACCAGCUGGAGGAUUUACGUAUGGAGCCCUCAAGACCAGAUGAAGGCCAGGAUGUGGAGGAUCUCAUGGACUGGUGGAACACUGUUGAACCUUGGGAAGACACGCCUCAAGAUGACGACAUGACAGAAAAGGAAGAGGCCAAGGCCUUCGCUGUAACUGCAGAUAAGGUCCAGAAGGGAAUCCGAGUUUUCAACAAGCUGUUCUCUGAGCGAGCCGAGAGCCUCUGGCAGCACGUCAUCGACCUCAACGCCAUCGCAGACGGCCUGGACAAAUUCAACAAGAAGACAAAGAUCGCUCAGAUCACCGGCGGCUCCACCAGCGCCAUCGGAGGUGUCGCCACCAUCGCCGGCCUCGCCCUGGCUCCGGUCACCCUGGGAACCUCCCUGAUUGUUACAGCUGUAGGUUUAGGAGUCGCCACAGCUGGUGGGUUAACUUCGGCCGGCGCCGGCAUCUCCAACCAGGUCAACAACUCUUUGGACCGCAAGAAGGUGGAGAAGAUUGUCGAGGACUACCAGGAGAAGAUUGCUGACCUCAAUAAGUGCCUGAAGUUCAUCAAGCAGGGAAUAGAGAACCUGCGCAAGUUCGACCUGAUCAAGAUGAAGAAAAGCGCGUACAACCAGGACUUCCCCACGCUCACCAGUCAGUUCUACGAGGACGGCGCCAUGGCAGGGAAGGCCAUCCUCAUCAACGCCAACGAGAUCAUGCGUGUGGUGCAGAUCGCCAACGUGGCGGGCAGCACGGCCGCCAGGGCGGUCCAGAUCGCCAGCAUGGCCACUGGCGUCCUCACGGGGCUCUUUGUCGGUAUGGACAUCUACUUCGUAGCUAAAGACUCUAAGGAGCUGAAGAAAGGGGCAAAAUCAGAGUUUGCAGCCAAAAUCAGGGAGGUGGCCACACAGCUGCAUGACGGGCUGGUGGAGCUGAACACCAUCCGGGAGGAGCUGCACAGCACCACACCAGACUGCAAAGAGGGCAAUCGCGAAAAGAAAGAGACAAGAGAGAAACAUAAGAGUUCAGAUGAGGAUAAGAUUGACCGGAUUAAAAAAGCUAUAAAAAAAGGACCUUGAGAGCCGGAAAUAUGUCUGACUCCAGCAGGCUGUUUUGGGGUGCCGCUUCCAAAUGUUACAGUAAGAAAUUAACAACAAUAUUUUUGGUUUAUUGAGCCUGUCAGAGGAAAAAAAUCAGGGAUUAAAUUUUCAAAGUCAUAUUUUAACAGUUUUAUUCUACAUUUAAAUAAUAUAGUUACAAACUAAAUAUUGAAUUAGGCUAAAUACUUAGUUUACAAAUUAGAUGCUAAUUAACUGAUGAAACAUUUAGCUUGCUAGUUAAAUAUAUAGUUAGUACACUAGCCUGAUCUGCUAACUAAAUAUUCAGGUUGCUAGCUAACUAUUUUAGCUAGCAGGUUAACUGAAUGUUAGCUAGCCUGCUAAAUAUUUAGGUAAAUACUUAGCUAGCAAGAUAAACAUUUUGUUAGCUGGUCAGGCUGGUGUGCUAGCUAGAUAUUUGGGUAGAAAGCUAAAUACUUAAUUUUGAAAUAUCUUGCUACCUAAAUAUUUAGUUGGCACAGUAGCCUGGUUUCUAAAAGAAUAUUUAGCAUGCUGACUAAAUAUUUUUGGUCCAAGUUAAAU
Poecilia reticulata (guppy) is the source of this 3472-nucleotide messenger RNA. RefSeq names its product apolipoprotein L, 1 (gene apol1). The record is from RefSeq and is a predicted model, not a curated record. Gene Ontology annotation, cellular component: extracellular region; membrane. Gene Ontology annotation, biological process: lipid transport; lipoprotein metabolic process. Gene Ontology annotation, molecular function: lipid binding. NCBI's taxonomy places the organism in Eukaryota, Metazoa, Chordata, Actinopteri, Cyprinodontiformes, Poeciliidae.